AUGGCAACUUCAUUACCACGAACUCUAGGGGAACUCCAACUGUACAGGAUACUACAACGAGCCAACCUCUUGUCUUACUUUGAUGCCUUUAUACAGCAGGGCGGAGAUGAUGUCCAGCAACUCUGUGAAGCCGGGGAAGAUGAGUUUCUUGAGAUAAUGGCACUUGUUGGAAUGGCUAGCAAACCACUACAUGUUAGAAGACUACAAAAGGCCUUAAGAGAUUGGGUUACCAACCCUAGUCUUUUUAACCAGCCUUUAACAUCGUUACCCGUCAGCAGCAUUCCAAUCUACAAGCUUCCAGAAACAUCACCUUCUUUGUUGGGGCUUAACUCCAGCAGUUACGAAAGGAACAAUAAUACUAGAGAACCACACCUGAAAAUUCCAAAGUGUGCAGCUACAACAUGCGUUCAAAGUGUGGGUACUGGGAAAUCCGAAGGCAUGUGUAGUUCCCCACUGCAGGUUAGCAGUGAAGCCAGGCACUGGCAAAGUCAUCAAACUACAGAAAGUGAACACAGCCUAUCUCCAGCUGACCUUGGCUCUCCGGCAUCACCUAGAGACACCACUGAGACUUUGGAUGCUGCUGCUGCUCUGUCUGUAACUGAGUGUGUUGAGAGAAUGCUACCUUCAUUACCAAAAAAUGACUUGAAUGAGGUGAAGGAACUGCUAAAAAAUAACAAAAAGUUAGGAAAGAUGAUUGGGCAUAUCUUUGAAAUGACAGAUGAGGACCCUCGAAAAGAAGAAGAGAUACGAAAGUACAGUGCAAUUUAUGGCAGGUUUGACUCUAAAAGGAAAGAUGGGAAGCACUUAACUCUACAUGAGGUAACCAAUAGUAUGUUUUAUAUUUCAAUUAUUUAUCAAAACUUGUAUGUACUUAACAGGAAAUAG
Molecule: messenger RNA, 885 nt
Organism: Staurois parvus
Lineage: Eukaryota; Metazoa; Chordata; Amphibia; Anura; Ranidae
Source: the annotation of a GenBank genome assembly